UGGAGGUCCGGCAGCUAUGAUGGCCCAUGCGGAGGGUUGCGGCGUUGAGUGACGCUCUGGUUCCCCAGCAUGGGCAGUGUAGGCAGCGGGGUGGCCGGUGAGCAGGAGUUUGCCAUGAAGAGCGUGGGCACACGCACCACCCUUCCUCGUGGCCCUCCCCUGUCCCGCCGCGGCCCCUCCGAGCGCCUCCACGCAGCUCCCUCCACCUCGGAGGGCUCGAGUGACAAACGAGGCGGGAGCAGCACCACCACGGAUCGAGGCCAGCUCACCAUCGCUGCAUCUCGUCCCAGCAGGGGGAGCAGGCUGGAGGGGAACGCCGCGGGCCGCCGGGACACCACCAGAGUGUCUCUGGAUGCUUGCGGUAACGUGGUGGGUCACGGCGCGGAGAAGAACCACGAGGUAAAGGGCAGAGACGGGAACAACGGCAAGAGAGACAGUCGCAUGCCACCCAAGAUCCUCACUGUAUCUGGGAAACUCGAGCAGAAUAAUUCUACUGUGGUCCGUCCGUCCGCCUUCAAACCCGUCGUGCCCAAGAGUUUUCACUCCAUGCAGAACCUGGUGGGUCAGUCCAGCGGGGGUCGAUCUGUUGGCUCCGACGCCCCGCAGUCCCUCUGUGAGCAGGACAGUCUGGAUCGGGACCCUUCGGCCGGAAACGACGGGCAGGGCGGCAUGUCCGACUCCGGGAGGAACUCUCUGACCAGCCUGCCCACCUACACGGGGCCCGGCGUGAGCUACGGUCCCGCUCAAGCGCUGGGGCCCCUCAGUGCCUCCACCAGCCACAUCAACAGACUGAGCAGCAAAGCGGCGCCGCUGGAGAAACCAGACAAACCCAGCUACCAGAACGGCCUGAGCGUGUCCGACAGCGGACAGUCCUCCUCCGGGAAGAGCUGCUUGUCCUAUCAGAGACUCGCCACCAUCCAGCCAUCGCCCUCCACCGACGACAUCAUCCAGGACCUGGAGGACCGACUCUGGGAGAAAGAGCAGGAGGUGAUCCACAUGCGGCGUAACCUGGACCAGAGCGAGGCGGCGAUCGCGCAGGUGUUCGAGGAGAAGCAGCGCGUCUGGGAGCGAGACAUGGAGGAGCUGAGGCAGAACUACGCCAGGCGUCUGCAGCAGGUGACCCACCGAGCCCAGCGCACACAGCAGGCCCUGCAGACCCACAUCGCCCGUCUGCAGCAGGACAAGGGCCGGCUCCAGGAGGAGAUCAGCGCUCUGCUCGCACAGAGAGAGGAGCUGGAGCACAAGUGUCUGGAUUACCGCAAGGAGCAGGCGGAUAUACUGCCUCGCCUGGAGGAGACCAAGUGGGAGCUGUGUCAGAAAGCGGGCGAGAUCUCUCUGCUGAAGCAGCAGCUGCGGGAGAGUCAGAACGAGGUUACGCAGCGCGCCGGAGAGAUGGUGGCCCUCAGGGGCCAGCUGAAGGAGCUCAAGGGCCAGAUGAAGGAGCGCGAGGAGACAAUGAUCGGCCUGAAGGACUCGUACACCAACAAGAGCCGCGAGCUGGAAAGAUGUGAAGGAGAACUGAAGAGAACGCUGACAGAGGUGUCGAUGUUGCGUGACAAGCUGGUGGUGUUCGAGGCCGAGCUUCUGGGUCUCAAGCGGGCUCUGAGCGAGCUGAGCUGCAGGAGCGAUCACGCCGUGUGUCUGAGGGACAUCAGCGGCAUCAGCGGCAGCUUACCGUGGGCCGGCUUGCACUCGCCCCGAACGCCCGAAACCCUGCCCAUCGACAGCUUCCUCAGCCUGCAGAGCGACGAGGCCAAAGCGCAGCGGCAGGAGGCCGGAGAGCUGCGGCGGCAGCUGGAGAGACUGCAGGGCGAGCUGCACCUGGAGCGGCAGCAGAGAGAGAGGCAGGUGCUCACCUUCGCUCAGGAGCGACACACCUGGCAGGACGAGAAAGAGCGCGUGCUGAAGUACCAGGCGCAGCUGCAGCUCAGCUACGUGGAGACGCUGCAGAGGAACCAGGCGCUGGAGGAACGGGUCGGCCAGCUCGGAGCCAAACUGGGCACCUCGCCUGGAUCACCCGGAUCGCCCGUCAGCCUCUCCAUCCCCGUCCCUGUGACCAUCACUCUGUCCCCAGCCGCGGACGAUCCCAAACAUCAGCUGGCGCCUCCGUGGCCGGGACCGUCUCGCUUGGAGCGGAUCGAGUCCACCGAGAUUUAGACGCGAGACAAUCGACUUGAGACUAAAGCCCCGUUCACACCAAAAACGAUAACUAU
Molecule: messenger RNA, 2213 nt
Organism: Sinocyclocheilus anshuiensis
Lineage: Eukaryota; Metazoa; Chordata; Actinopteri; Cypriniformes; Cyprinidae
Gene: lzts3
Product: leucine zipper tumor suppressor family member 3
Exons: 5
Coding region: 70-2157 (695 amino acids)
Biological process (GO): regulation of dendritic spine morphogenesis
Cellular component (GO): dendritic spine
Source: RefSeq, a predicted model, not a curated record